Nothobranchius furzeri (turquoise killifish) is the source of this 2397-nucleotide messenger RNA. Its product is annotated as zinc finger protein 846. NCBI's taxonomy places the organism in Eukaryota, Metazoa, Chordata, Actinopteri, Cyprinodontiformes, Nothobranchiidae. The record is from RefSeq and is a predicted model, not a curated record. Gene Ontology annotation, cellular component: nucleus. Gene Ontology annotation, biological process: regulation of gene expression.
GUCUACAUCCGGCGGAAGUAAACAAAUCAGUUACGUUGUUUUGUUUUAUUCACGUCAGUUUUUGCAGCAGCAAAAUUUUUAGUUUAACAUCAGAGACCGGUGUUCUGCUGGAGAACGUUUAAUACGGUUUAAAGAACCGAAUCUGAACGAAGAGGAGAACGUUAUUCAUCGCAGACUGAUGGAGAUCUGCUGGAAUCCACAGAAAACCGACCCCCAAAAUGAGUCGUGCUGUAACGGAGAGGAAAUACCACUAAACCAGGAGGAACCAGAUCUUCUACAGAUGAAAGAGGACCAGGAGGAGUGGGAUCCAUCACAGAGAAAAGAAUCAGAACCAGAACCUCCCUGGAUAAAGGAGGAGCUCUGCAGCAGUGAGGAUGAGGAGCAGCUGGUUCUGAAACAGGAGACCGACACCUUCACGAUGACCUGUGAUGAGGGUGAGCUGAGUGAACCAGAACCAAACUCACAGCAGCUCCUCUCUCACAUCUCUGCUGUAACUCAGACUCUGAACCAGAAUCUGGAACCAGAAUCAGAUGGUGAUGCUGAGCUGAACCCAGAACAGACCCAUCACAGAGAGACCAGAACCGGGUCUGGUACUGAGCCUGUGAUGUGUGACCUUUGCGGGAAGACAUUAAAGAACAAAUACAAAGUUGAGUAUCAUCAGAGGAUUCACACGGGUGAAAAACCACAUGUUUGUAAAGUCUGUGGCAAAGGUUUCCGACAGAAGGAUUAUUUAAAACGUCACACGAGAACCCACACAGGAGAGAGGCCUCAUGUUUGCACGCUCUGUGGCAAAAGCUUCAGAGAGAGCUGUUAUCUGACCGUUCACAUGAGGUCCCACACAGGCGAGAAGCCUUACGUCUGCAAGUUAUGUGGCAAAAGUUUUAGGCACAGUGGGACGCUGUCCGAGCACAUGAAAAACCACAGCGGCGUGAAGUUGUUUUCCUGUGAAACUUGUGGGAAAAGCUUUAUUAAUAACUCCAAUCUGAGCAUCCACAUGAAAACCCACACUGACCUGAAGCCCCAUUCCUGUGACACUUGUGGCAAAAGUUUCCGACGAAGCCAUCAUCUGGUCAACCACAGGAGAACCCACACGGACCUGAAGCCGUACUCAUGUGUAACGUGUGGAAAAGCGUUCAAGACUCACGGUGGUUGGUCUUCACACGUGGGGUCCCAUGCAGGCCUGAGGCCGUACGUGUGUGGCACGUGUGGAGGAGCUUUCAGGAGCCACAGCGGGUGCUUCCUGCACAUGAAGUCCCACACGGGAGAGUCUGGAGCCGGAGAUCAGCUGUAGGACCAAAUAAUCAUGUUGAAACAGUGUGUGUGUGUUCUGGUAGAGUCAGGCCGGUGAACCUGUGGAUCAGCAGCCUGCUCACAAUUACAUUCUAGAGUAAAAACUACUUUGUUGUUUUUCAUGUUUAUAAAACAGAAUCAUGUUUCUGAGACCGAGGGAAUUUUGAAUCAGAAAGACUCGUCUUCAUUAUUGGUUAAGAAUUUCAUGAUGCUGCUUUCUUCUGUCGUGUUUGCACGUAAGUUCAGAAACAACCAGCAGAGGAGCUCACAGGAGGAGAGCUGAGCUCCUGUUUGAACAUGCAUGCUAGUCUUACUUGUAUCUGCACCUUGAUGCGUUUGGCUGCAUUCGCUCAUCAUAAAUAAAGAAUUCAUAUCUACUUUCACACUAAGAAAAGGCUGAAAACGUUUUUGUUUUACAUUUUAUUCACUUGGAGCAACGAGGUUUAUAAAUGUAGUUAAUAGAAACGACCUAACAAUAAUUGUAGUAAUGUUUAAAUGGUGAUAAUGAACGCUUAGUGUUGAACUUGUUAUUCAGACAGAAGAAAAUAUGUCUCAACAUAAAUCUGAGCUGCCAGUUAAGAGUUAAUGUCUGGAUGUUUUUAAUAACAUAAAAAUUCCGUUGUCUUGUUUAUUUGGAGAGAUAUUUGGUGUUUUGCAUUUAUACAGUAAAACUGAUCUGUGGAUGGGAGCCCCCUACCUGCUGCAGUAUCGUGUUCUGGCCACAAGGUGGCAUCAAAAUCACCCAUAAGCCUGGAAGAUGCAAACAUCCUGAAACCUGCAGAAGGGCUGACAUGGAGACUGGAGGAUGUGACGUCUACAGAGAAACAUAAAAACAACGAAGGAUCAUCACAGAGCACAGAUAAGAAGCCGUGUAGAAGAACCAGGAGCUGCAUGUGUGGAACACGUGGAGCUCCCUCAGGAGCAGCCAUGGUCGCACAUGAUGGUGUCUGAAACAUUAAACUCUCCAGAAGAGUUGUGAUGACGAAACACAAAAACUCGAGAGAGGAAAGUCAGUUUAUGGCAAAUGAUGACGUCAUCUCUGGGUUUCAGCAUCAUCAGACACUAGGGGGCAGUGUUGCUCCACCCAUGAUGACUGUAAGGAGCUGC